GUUAUGUUUUUAAAGUGAUAACCCUCACUUCUAGGAUUAAUACACAAAUAAAAAUUGAAAAACAAAAUUUUAUAAACGAUGCGGGACUCGAACCCACGACCGCUGGCGCUCCGUGCAGGUGCCGCCUCGCCAUAAAACUCUGCAUGCUUUGUUCAACUCUCAGGUUAUAUUUAUUCUAUAAAUAUCUUGCCAUUUGUGUUGGUCACUGGUUACUAUGGUGAUAUUUAAGGGAAUUCAAAAUAUUUGCUAUAUCAAAUUAGCUAAUGAAUACUAUCUCAUUUUCAUGACAUCUAUAUUUUAUUUUAACGGAUUAUAAAUAAAGGAUAUUGUGACUUCAUAUGACACUAAAUAAUGUCAGACACUGAAGAUGAGGAAAUUCAAAGUAAAAUAAUUAAAAUCACACUUGUUGGAGAACCGGGAACUGGAAAAACUAGCUUAUGCAACAGAUAUCUGGGUGGAAGUGGCGCCAGUGGCAGUACUCACGGCGCGGAGGUGACAGCCGGCCAGUGUCUUGGGCUUCGUCCUCCAGUUCAGGUGCAGCUUUGCGAUGUGGCAGGCAACACAUUGUCCACUACAAUGUUAGGCAACUAUCUUUACGCCUCUGAUAUUAUUAUAUUUGUGUAUGACCUUACAAAUCUCGCAAGUUUUGAAAAACUCAACGAAUGGGUGGAAAAAGUUGAAGAACUCUACAAAGAUGAGACGGACAAACCGUUAAUGGCAAUGUUUGGUAAUAAAUCUGAUUUGGAACACCAGAGGGCGGUACGGCUGUCUUCUGUUACAGCUUUUGGUGCUGAUCAUUCGCUUGAGAAAUUUAAGGGGUCUGCUCGAACGGGUGAAAUGGUGAACGCGGCAUUCACAACGUUGAUAGCUCGUGUCAUGGGAGCUAAAGUGACAUCUCUAGUAGCUCCUGUCAGUCAGCUUCCCGUCCGAGAAGUGCCAGAGAGAGAGAACCAACCACAAGAAGAGGCCAGCAAACUGAUCAUGAACAGAGCCGCGCUGAGACAAGUUCAAAAGAAGGAAUCUACAUCUGUGUGUGUUGUACACUAGAUAUUAUAAUAUAUUUUGUGAUAUGCGA
Molecule: messenger RNA, 1075 nt
Organism: Leptidea sinapis
Lineage: Eukaryota; Metazoa; Arthropoda; Insecta; Lepidoptera; Pieridae
Gene: RfC3
Product: ras-related protein Rab-28-like
Exons: 4
Coding region: 352-1047 (231 amino acids)
Cellular component (GO): endosome; Golgi apparatus
Molecular function (GO): GTPase activity; GTP binding
Source: RefSeq, a predicted model, not a curated record